Molecule: messenger RNA, 503 nt
Organism: Brienomyrus brachyistius
Lineage: Eukaryota; Metazoa; Chordata; Actinopteri; Osteoglossiformes; Mormyridae
Gene: mzt1
Product: mitotic spindle organizing protein 1
Exons: 3
Coding region: 125-340 (71 amino acids)
Biological process (GO): microtubule nucleation by interphase microtubule organizing center; mitotic spindle assembly; gamma-tubulin complex localization
Cellular component (GO): gamma-tubulin ring complex; spindle; centrosome
Source: RefSeq, a predicted model, not a curated record
GUAACUUUAUUCUUCCGGUGACAUGACAGGUGGUGUGGCGCUCUGCCUGUAGGAUACGCGGUUGUUUGCUGUGCGAUGUAUGUAAAUAGAAUAUAGACUUUUGUAUAUAUACAAUAAAGUUAACAUGGCAAGCGCCGCAAAUCUUAAUGCAGUUCGGGAAACAAUGGACGUUCUGCUAGAGAUAUCAAAGCUUCUGAAUACAGGCCUGGAUAUGGAAUCUCUUUCAAUAUGCGUUCGUCUCUGUGAGCAAGGCAUCAACCCUGAGGCCCUAUCGUCAGUGAUUAAGGAGCUGCGCAAAGCAUCCGAUUCCUUAAAGGUUUCUGAAAACAGUACAACCUGAAGAGGCGGAAUUGUCUUUCUCUUUAAACUGACCCUGGUUAUGCCUUCUAUAUAACGAUGUGCAAUGUUGUGAUGUAUUUUUACAUGCCAAGAAGAUUCUUGUAUGUAUAGAUGCAUUUUUAUGCAAACAUGAUAAAUAAACCGCAAGGACUAGUUAAUAUCCA